Paramisgurnus dabryanus is the source of this 1853-nucleotide messenger RNA. RefSeq lists its product as uncharacterized. NCBI's taxonomy places the organism in Eukaryota, Metazoa, Chordata, Actinopteri, Cypriniformes, Cobitidae. The record is from RefSeq and is a predicted model, not a curated record.
UGGAACAACCGCAUGGAAUCACUCCGUGUUGCUGGUGGUCAUGGCAGGCAGACGUGGUGUACGGACCCGCAGCAGAUUCAGCGCAUAAAUCAGAAGGCUGAGGUGCUCUUCGGUAAAGAGCAUGUCCUCGAGCCUAACUUUGCUGCUCCAAUGCCCUACCCUGCUGUAUACAAGGACCCAGACGAGGUGGAGCUCCUUGGAGUAGAGUAUGCCAUGUGCCAGUCAACCAGCUUUACUGCAAGGGAUUACUAUGCCCAGCAAGUUGAGGAAGAGCAGUCCCGUGAAGAAGAGGAGACGGCUGAACAAAGUGAGGACAAGCUGGCAGAUGAGGGUGUGGACAUGGGUGUAGAGUCAGAGGAGGAUCCUAUGGACGCUGUCAGUGACAAACAUGUCAUCCUCACUCAAUCAGAACAGGUGGAGGAGGAGGACAGUCCUGCUAUGCAGGAUGUGCUGAUGACCCAGAGCCAUCUGCAUCUUCCUGGGCUGGAGGAAGUGGAAGCCUUGGCCCUGCUCCUUUUAGAACUGGCAGACGACAGUGACCGUCACCUAGUGCCAGCUGACCUAAGGCUGAAGAUUGCCACUGCAGUCGCUGCACUGCAUGAGCAUGACAGGUCAGCAGCCAACUUUGUAAAAAGGUAUGAGUCUAGGUGGGGUUACACCCUGUUUGGCAGAUGCUUGGGAGCUGAUACACCUGAGAGCAGAGCCGCACAGAAGACAAAGUUUUCUUGGAUGAGGCAGCCCAGGUGACUGAGGAUAGUCGUCUGUGUUACCUCGUUAUUAAGAUGCUGAAAAACCGGCCACCUGCCAGUCGUCUCACCUCCCCCACUAAAAUCACCAAUGCAAUCAAGGGCCAGUAUAAAAGGAUUGUAGACCGAGUCAGAGACGAUCCCAUUCUUAAUGGUCUCUCCAUUCCUCUGCCCAAUCUGAAUGCCAAGUCCAUCUCUACAUUCAUGGCACGGGAAGAGAAGAAGGCUAACUACAGGGCAACCGUAAUGCCAAAGGUGAAACCCCACCAAAGAGUGCUGUCAGAAGAACCAAUGCCAGCAGCUCCUACUCUGCCAGAAUCUUUUCCAGCUCCAGAUCGACCUCAGGUUCAGUACCAGAGCCUAUGUCAUGCAGCUGGGAAAAGGCAUGGUCAGAAGCGAAGGAUAGAUGUGGAAGAGUUUGUGAACUGGCCCAUUCAACCUAAACCCCCUGUGGCCACGUACAUCCCACCCAGAGCGUCAAAUGCACCUGUCCUUGUAGUGGUUCCUGCACAGCCACAGGGACCAUCCAUGAUGCUCUGUGGGGCAUCCAGCAGUCAAGGGGUCAUACCUUUCACACCGCCUCCUGCGCUGACAUCCAAACCAAUGAAGCCUUAUAAAUCCACAAAGCCUUGUGGGGCCUGCCAUGUACCCCAGUGUGGUGGGCAGCGUAAGAGAUACACGCCAUCCAAAGACAAGGCUGCUGAAAGUAGCCAAAAAAUAUUUACCUAUUGCCCAGCAACUAGGAAGUCCACCACUUCAGGUUUUGAAGGUGUUGUGUUCAACAGUUUUGAACACUUCAAAAGUGUAGUUGAUGAGGAACUAAAAAAGAAGAAAAAUAACAAUUAGAGAGCCAACAUUAUCCCCCAAAUCACAAUACCUGGAUUAGACCUAGUUUACCUCAUCCCCUUUUAUAUAUUGUACACAGUAUUGGGGAAAAUUACUUUUAAAAGUAUUCCAUUAAUGGAAUGCACUGAUUGUACGUAUAUUGUUCAAUGUGUACAUGUAUAAAUCUUAAUAAGAAUCCUGUAAAUAAUAACUUAUAGUACCUAUUUAGCUAUUUUCUUCUAAAUUACUUAAUAAUUCAUGUUAAUUCUAUUCUGUUUACAU